This is a messenger RNA of Panonychus citri (citrus red mite), 2629 nucleotides long. It is a transcript of the gene Gga, whose product is annotated as ADP-ribosylation factor-binding protein GGA2-like. The record is from RefSeq and is a predicted model, not a curated record. The coding region runs from base 285 to 2486 and encodes 733 amino acids. Gene Ontology annotation, molecular function: phosphatidylinositol binding; ubiquitin binding; small GTPase binding. Lineage: Eukaryota; Metazoa; Arthropoda; Arachnida; Trombidiformes; Tetranychidae. Gene Ontology annotation, biological process: vesicle-mediated transport; intracellular protein transport. The transcript is spliced from 6 exons. Gene Ontology annotation, cellular component: trans-Golgi network.
AUUUCUUUUGAUUAGAAUUGUAAUUUGUCAAUCUUGUUAAUUUUGUUGAAAUUUUAUAACUCAUCAUUCAACAAUGAUUACUUGCGCUCUUUAAUUGUUUUGAAAGAGUCAAGACAAAAGAAAUGUCUGUUUGCAGCUACUCUAUCAACCAAUCAUCAUCAACAGUCAUCGUAAUGAUUUGAUGGUAUAUUGGUUAAUAAUAAUCUGGAUUUGAGUUACUUUUGUUAAGCUAACAGCUGAGUGAUUGACUCGUGUUGACAAUUGAAACCAACUCAUCACAAUCAAUGAACAUGGGCUCAGCCGAUCAAAUUAAUCUCGAUUUAUGUUUAGCUCAAGCAGCAAAUCCUCUUGAUGUUGAGGUUAACGAUGAAGCGAUUGGUCAACUUGUCCAUUUGAUGAAGGACAAUAAGGAAACCAUUGGAUUUGUAUUGAGAUUUUUUGGUCACAAAAUUCAAUCACCUCAUGAAUUGGAAGCCUUGAAAGCGAUUAAUGUUAUUCAAACUCUAGUUAAACGAUCAGAUAGAAAAUUCAUUGAAGAGGUUGGAAAAUUUAGAUUUCUCAAUGAGUUGAUUAAGGUUAUCUCUCCAAAGUAUUUAGCACAAAGAUCUCCAGACAGAGUCAAGAAAAAGAUCAUUGAAUUGCUCUACCUAUGGAGUAUUGAGCUGAAACAUGAACCCAAAAUAUUUGAAGCAUAUCAAAUGCUGAAAAGACAAGGAAUCAUCACCUCCGAUCCAGCUCAUUUGUUACCUGAAAGUAAACCUAUUCCUCCACCGCCACCAAGACCGAAAGAUGAAAUUUGGGAUAAUGCUGAAAAUGCUCUCAUGUUGAAACGAUUAAUUCAAAGUGGUCAACCAGAAGACCGGAUUGCAGCUAAUAAAUUGAUUAAAAUGUUGGCUCAUCAAGCUGAUAAGAAAACUGAGAUCAAAUCUCGAUGUCAAACUGAACUAGAAUUGGCUCGUAACAAUGGUAAACUUUUCUCUGAAGUUUUGGCCAAUUUCAAUUCAUCGGAAGGUGAACAUUUCACCGAGAAAGAGCUUCUAGAUGAACUAUAUGAUAGUUGUAAAAAAUUACGACCUAAAUUGUUUAAAUUAGCCGGUGAAUUGUCCGAAACUGAACCAUUGUUUGAAGAGCUUCUUAAAGUUAAUGAUGAACUGACUAAAGUGAUCAACGAGUAUGAUGUUAAAGUUAAUCAAGUGCCUCAACCAAUUGGCAAUGAUAAUAAUACUAACCCUGAUUCUGGUAAUUUACUCUGGGAAAAUUCACCAAUCAGAAGUAAUUCAUCAAAAGCUUCAACAUCCUUGUCAACAACAAUUACAUCAAACAAUAAUUUGGUUGACAUAAGCUCACCAACAACUGAAUCCUCGUCAUCUUCAAGUAUCAUUACUUCAACCGCUGCCUCUUUGAUGACCUCCACUAAUUCAAUUCCACUGAAUGGUUCACAUUUCGGCGAUGUUAGUUUACUAAGUGACCAUGAAGCAAUCAAGGAUAAUUCUGAUUCUAAUUCAGCUGUCAGUUUACCCCCACCAACAACAAUUAACAAUAAUAGUGAAACCAUGUCAACCCUUUUUGAAAUGUUUCCCAAAACUGAAACUCAGGGUAUGGUGAAUGCUCAUGUUAAUUACUUGAAAGAUAUUCUAGUUCCCUGUAUGCAUAAACCCCCGAAUGUUGCAUCAAUCGCAUCAAAAGAUUUACUAUCAUCCUCACCUUUCACAACACCAACAUCAACAACAAUCACCGAACCAACAAUUAGUAAAUCACCUAAACGAUCAACAUCAUGUUUAGAUGAGCUGGAAAACAUGAUGAGAUUAACGUUAAAUGCUGGACCUAAGCCAGAAAAUUGUGGUGAUUCCAAUAUGCCUCUUAAUGCAUUACGAACAAUGAUUAACAUUCCAACUAUCGAUAAACAAUCAACAACAUGCAAUCAAAUGAACAAUAUUAUAAAUCCAACCAUCGAAUCAAAUAUUAAUCAAUCAGACCUUUUAAUCUCACUGAAUUCAAAAGAACUGGAAACAACCACAUCAUCAACUGAAUCAACUGAAUCAACUGAACCAACAACAACAUCCACUUGUCCUUCAAUUGUCUCAUCAAUCACUGAUAUUUUCAUCCCAUUAGAAUCAGUUGAACCCAGUCAACGAUCACCAAUCAUCCUAGUCAAUGAGAAAGAAAUUAAAUCAAUUUUAAACUUCGGAUCAAAUCAGCCUCGUUCCGAUGUGUCCGUCGCCGUUUUAACCACGACCAAUUUAUCAAACAAAACAAUUAACAAAAUCUAUUUCCAUAUAACCUCAUCAAAGGGGAUGAAAUUCAAAUUUCAAGCACCAUCUUCAACGACUUUAUCACCUUCGAGUCCAUUUUUACCUCCAUCGGCAAUUACCCAAGUGAUUAUUUUCGCAAAAUCGAGUCCAAGUAAACAGGAAGAAUGUCAAUUCCAUCUUGAAUAUUCAAUUGAGACCGAAAAUUUCGAUAAAUCCGGAAAAGUUAUUCUUUAAACGCGAAUUUAAAUUUAACAGUCCACUUAUUAUUCAAUUGUAAUCCAUCUUGAUUACAAUAAAACUUUUAAUUGUGUAAUUUAAUUAUGUAUUUAUUAAGAAAAAAGCAUUUGAAAAAUUAAAUUGGUGAUUAAUUAUAAGAA